Gossypium arboreum is the source of this 2433-nucleotide messenger RNA. Its product is annotated as GRAS family protein RAM1-like. NCBI's taxonomy places the organism in Eukaryota, Viridiplantae, Streptophyta, Magnoliopsida, Malvales, Malvaceae. Gene Ontology annotation, molecular function: sequence-specific DNA binding; DNA-binding transcription factor activity. Gene Ontology annotation, biological process: regulation of DNA-templated transcription. The record is from RefSeq and is a predicted model, not a curated record. Gene Ontology annotation, cellular component: nucleus. The transcript has 2 exons. Bases 232 to 2193 code for a protein of 653 amino acids.
UUUACUCCAAUGAGACAAAUUCCCUUUAUGAAAUAAGAAGAUAGGAAGCUGUGUUUCUAAGCUCUUUCUCAUAACAUUGACAUCACUCUAACAAAGCUAUAGUUUUAGUUAAACCAUGUAUUGAGAGAGCAAUUUUGCAAACAAAAAAGAGCUUGAUUCUUAAAAGAAACAUACACACAUACACCCUUUGUUUUUUUUGGGUACUUUUUGUAUUGGUGAUCCAAGUGAAAAAUGAGCAUGAUUAAUUCUCUUUGUGGUAGCAUGGGCUCCAUUAAGAGUGAAAACUCAUGUGAGUCACUUGUUGAGCCUAAGAAAAUUGCUCCUCCAUCUUGUGAUAUGGAGCAAAACAGCUUAACCCCUCCAAGCCUCAACUUCCCACCAGUGAAAUUUGAGUUGGAUGGUGAUGUUGAGGUUCAAUCCCCAGACAGUUCUAUUUGGGAAACUUUCUUCUCUGAUCAUUUUGAUGCUGAUUUCAUGGUCUCAUCUCCAGUGAGGAACUUACCAUCUCCACAAAUAUCAAGCUAUAACUUCAACAAUGUUAUGUCAAUGCAAGGGCAGAGUAUCUUAGGGUGUUCUCCACCUCGGUUUUCGCCUCAGCUCGGAUCCUAUAGCAGCAGCAGCGGCAACAAGGGGAAAGGGCAGAGCCCACUUCAUAGAGUGUUUAACUCACCUAACGAUCAGUUCAUGCAGGUUGAGAGUCUUUCACUGCCUGCUAUAGAAGAAUUCUUGGAUGAUGGUUAUGAAGAUCAGUACCAAACAACAAAGAUUUCAGGUAUUGGAACUACAAAUAACAUGUUUGAGAUGCCAACUACAGGUCCAUCAAUGUUGGAUUGCAUUUCAAUGCCAAACUCUUCAACGUUUUGCGGUUCUGCGAGUGAAACCACAUCGUCUCAGUUGGACCAGGAGCAACACUAUCAGUUAAACUCUGUCUCAAGAGCACCAUUAUCCCAACAAUUGCAACAAGAGAAGCAACAAGAAAAGCAAAUAUCAGCAGCAGCAGCUGAACAACAGCAGCACCAGAACCUUGGCCAUACCUUAAUGGUUCCUAUUCCUAUUGGCCCUGAGCAGGAGCAAGAUAGUGGACUUCAAUUGGUCCACCUCCUCCUAGCAUGUGCUGAAGCAGUGGCCAAAGAGGAUUACCUGUCAGCAAGAAAAUAUAUACAUCACCUAAAUCGAGUGGUAACUCCCCUUGGGGACUCCAUGCAAAGGGUUGCCUCAUGCUUCACUGAAGCCCUAAGUGCAAGGCUUGCCGCCACCAUGACCACCAGUCCCAGCACUUCCUCUUCACCAAAACCAUACUCUCCUUUCCCAUCAAACUCCUUGGAAGUCCUCAAGAUUUACCAAAUUGUUUACCAAGCAUGUCCCUACAUAAAAUUUGCACAUUUCACUGCUAAUCAAGCCAUCUUUGAGGCCUUCGAAACUGAAGAACGUGUUCAUGUGAUUGACUUAGAUAUCCUCCAAGGCUAUCAAUGGCCAGCUUUCAUGCAAGCUCUAGCUGCCCGACCCAGUGGAGCUCCAUUUUUGAGGAUAACAGGGGUUGGACCUUCCAUUGAAGCCAUUAAAGAGACAGGGAGAUGUUUGACUGAGCUAGCUCACUCCCUUCACAUUCCAUUUGAGUUCCACCCAAUUGGGGAGAAACUUGAAAAUAUAAAGGCCCACAUGUUCAACAGGAGAGUUGGUGAGGCUCUAGCCGUUAAUGCCGUCAACACGCUCCACCGAGUCCCUGGGAACUGCCUUGGGAACCUAUUGGCAAUGAUCCGUAACCAAGCGCCUAACAUCGUGACCCUUGUUGAACAAGAAGCAAGCCAUAAUGGACCUUACUUCUUAGGCCGUUUCCUCGAGGCAUUGCACUAUUAUUCAGCCAUAUUUGACUCAUUGGAUGCCACUUUUCCUCCGGAUUCCGCUCAAAGAGCCAAAGUAGAGCAGUACAUAUUUGCACCAGAGAUCAGAAACAUAGUGGCGUGUGAAGGCAGUGAGAGGAUUGAAAGGCACGAGAGGCUGGAGAAAUGGAGGAAAUUAAUGGAAGGAAAAGGAUUCAAAGGGGUGCCCUUAAGUGCCAAUGCAGUCACUCAAUCAAAGAUCCUGCUGGGUUUAUAUUCUUGUGAUGGUUAUCGAUUGACUGAAGAUAAAGGUUGCCUGCUUUUGGGGUGGCAAGAUAGAGCCAUUCUUGCUGCUUCUGCAUGGCGACGUUGAAUCAUCUUCAUCAUCCCUUUGUGGUGUUUACAUCCGAUGAAUGUUCCUUUUUCAUCUUGCCAGGUUUUUUUUUAAAUUUGUUGUUAUUGGUAAAUUACAAUCUUUUCUUAUAGAGUUCAUCAGAUUUGGUGAAAAUGGUGAGGAACCAUUUGCCAGACGACGCUCUGAUCAGCUUCUAGGUUCGACAUGGAUUAAAAUUAUUGAUUUAUAUGAUAAUUAAACUUGUUAAUUUCUCAUUAA